GGCACAUUGUGGACAUGCUGCUCCAGCAUUGAGCCUCCAAACCCCAUCUCUUUUCUUCUCCUCUUUCCACAUCACCACCACCUCUACUUUGCCAGUCAACAAUGGGAGUUGCCUACAGUGUUGGAGAGGUUGACCACCUCUAUACCUUCUUUGUACAAUGGUCGCCAGAUAUGUGCACAAACAGCAACAAUAAGAACAGCAAACCCCACUUUCAGAAUCAUUGUCAUGUACCAAAGAAGAAUAAGGGGACUUCAAACAAGCAGCUAACCAAUCCUGCAGCAACAAAUUGGGGGAUUCUCACCGGAAAAGACCCAAAGCGCCGUUUAAGUCUAUGCAGCUCCGACUCAGAAACAGAAGAACAUGAGUACCGGGGGAACGCAAAAGACGUUCUCCCUGUUUUAAGUGACUAUAGCGAGAUCCUUGAUGACAGGCACCUGAUAAGUCUUGCAUCUCACAUGCCAGAAAGAACACAAGGCUAUCGAUGGCAACUGGUCUACAGCACUGCUGUCCAUGGGAGCAGCUUAAAGACACUCUACAGAAACAUGGUGGGUCUGGACAGUCCUGUGUUGCUGGUUGUUAAAGACAUGCAAAAAAAGGUUUUUGGAGCCUUUUCAUCUGAUCCGUUUCGAGUUAGCAAAUACUGCUACGGCACAGGGGAAACUUUUCUAUUCACCUUUAACCCUGACUUCCAGGCUUAUAAGUGGACUGGGGAGAAUUCUUACUUUGUAAGCGGAAACUUGGAGUCUCUUCAUCUUGGAGGGGGCGGGGGAGAAUUUGGGCUAUGGAUUGAUGCAGAUUUGUACCGAGGGUCGAGUUUUUCAUGCCCCACAUUCCACAAUGCUCCACUCUCUACACAGAAAGACUUCAUCAUACAAGAGCUUGAGGUCUGGACAGUACGAAACUGAACAAGAACACCUGAGAGAAAAAAAAAGAGGAACCAUUUAAAAGAUGAGUGUGGGUGCUUUCCACCACAGCUGCGUCUCGCUAAAUGAAUGUGGCUGGCACCAAUAUGCAGGGUUGUUAUACUGCCUCUCAGGCUGGUGUAUCAGGUUUGAGCUUAUUGCUACCAAAAACACAAGGGGUUGCAUAAAAUACUGUGAUCCUGGGCAUUGUUACCCAAAACUAGUGCCUGCCAUCAGAAGCCUACACUAAGCGUUUUAAGCCUUCCAUGCUCUCCUGUUUUUUGGAGAGUGUUAACAAUCAAAGUUCCUAAACCUAUUGGGUAAGAAUCUUUGUGAAAACAAAGCACCUUUAGGAUGAAAAAAAAAUUAAUGUACUGUAUGUAUGUGUGUUAAUUGUUCAAACUUUGUUUACACUAGGCAGAUGUGGUCCCACUGUUUCAUACAUGGAUUUAUAUCACCCUUCUAAGGGAUAUCAUACAUGGUACAACCACUGUAAUGAUGAUGUGCCUCAGAGUGAUUUGUUUUCUGCUCCACACUGAGUAUCAUUAAAGUAUCAGUACCAAUUUGUAUUUCAGAAAUACAGUUGCUGGUAAGGGCCUCUAAGGUCAGAUUAAAUAAAAGUUCUCAAUUUAACAAAUACAACAUAUGAUCUGUUAUGUGUGCCAUUUGAAAUGAAAAUGUGCUCAUGUAUUGACAGAACUGUAGUUUUCAGUUUUUACUGUGACUUCUCUGUUGGUAAAAUACUGACAAACCUUUGUGUAUUCUUUUUCUUUACACAUUCUAGCAAUUAAGAAAAAAGCCAGAAAGGGAGAUCAUUUUUCAUUCUUUUCUAUAUUUUCCGGUGGUGCUGGCACUGCCAGUUUUUUUCUUGUUUGGAACUUCUAACAUGUCUUUACUGCUGAAUAAAAUAGUAUAUUAUUUGG
Messenger RNA from Corythoichthys intestinalis (scribbled pipefish), 1825 nucleotides. RefSeq names its product nuclear receptor coactivator 7 (gene ncoa7a). Gene Ontology annotation, biological process: response to oxidative stress. Bases 102 to 905 code for a protein of 267 amino acids. NCBI's taxonomy places the organism in Eukaryota, Metazoa, Chordata, Actinopteri, Syngnathiformes, Syngnathidae. The record is from RefSeq and is a predicted model, not a curated record. The transcript has 7 exons. Gene Ontology annotation, cellular component: nucleus.